GCUCGAGUUGAUCGAGUUCUGUCGCGACAUAUUUGUUUCGAGGCAUCUCGAGGCAUGCACAAUUGCAUGAUUUGACGUAUUUGAUGAAUAUUGAAUUGUACUGCAUGUAGAAUAUAAACAGUGAUUUGGAAAGAGAUCUUGUAGGAGAUAUUUUUAUAACAUUUUCCAUCAUCAUGGACACAGACAGGCCGUUACAUGAAGACUGGAAAAAACGGGCAUUUGUGGGACCUUUACCAGAUAGUUUCUUAAGAAUAGAGGAACAUAAUGCACAAAUGCAACAGGAAGCAGCAGAUCAACAAGCUGCUUUAGCUCUUCAACAACUACAGAUGCAGAAUAUGCCAAUGGCUCAUGAUCCUCGAAUAGGCAGACUUAGUGUAACAAUUGCUCAGGCCAAAUUAGUAAAAAAUUAUGGAAUGACAAAAAUGGAUCCUUACGUAAGAUUACGAGUGGGACAUGCAGUAUAUGAAACACAUACAAAUUCAAAUGGAGGAAAAAAUCCACAUUGGAACAAAGUCAUUCAAUGCCUACUUCCACCUGGAGUUACCCAAAUAUAUGUAGAAAUUUAUGAUGAAUGUUCCUUUGUGAUGGAUGAGCUGAUUGCAUGGGGGCACAUAGAAAUUCCACCACAUGUUAUUCAAAAGGGUGAGACACAUGAGGAUUGGUACACACUUAGUGGAAAGCAAGGAGAUAAUCAAGAAGGCAUGAUCAACUUAGUUUUCAGUUAUACGAAUAAAUGUCAACCAUACAUGGGUUCCUCUUCGAUAAUGAUGGUACCCUCUGCAACAAUGUUUGGUAUGCCAUAUGCUCCAGUGAAUGUUUACACAGCACCUCCAGCUGUUGUUGCACCAUCAGUUGUACCAAGUUCUUUGCCAAAUGCUGAAGUUGAGUUGAAACAGAUUGCAGAAAUGUUUCCAAAUGUUGACAAAGAAGUUAUCAAAUCAGUAUAUGAUGCUAAUCAUGGAAAGAAAGAUGUUACAAUUAAUUCAUUGCUUCAAAUGUGCGAAUAAGUCCUACCUUUUUUUAUAUAAGUUGCCAUAUUUAAUUUUAUCACUUUUUCUGUUAAUAAGUAUUAUUUCGUUGGGAAAAUGUAACAUUGUAAUUAAA
Messenger RNA from Harpegnathos saltator (Jerdon's jumping ant), 1104 nucleotides. RefSeq names its product toll-interacting protein. Gene Ontology annotation, cellular component: cytoplasm. The transcript has 6 exons. The record is from RefSeq and is a predicted model, not a curated record. Bases 174 to 1007 code for a protein of 277 amino acids. Gene Ontology annotation, molecular function: ubiquitin conjugating enzyme binding; ubiquitin binding. NCBI's taxonomy places the organism in Eukaryota, Metazoa, Arthropoda, Insecta, Hymenoptera, Formicidae. Gene Ontology annotation, biological process: ubiquitin-dependent protein catabolic process.